GUAGACUGUUUUUUUAUUUGUUGGUUUUUGGAUGCGAUUCGGAUUUUGUUUUGGAAAUAUUCAAAUUUUUUACUCAAAACAACAAAAACAUAUAAAAAUGAAAUCGUCUUCAUUGAGUGAUUCAAUCGUGAUCGUUGGAUUUUGUCUUCUGUUUGGAAUAAGCAGAGCCAUGGUUAUACCUUCAGCGUCGUCAUCAUCAAAUGGAAUCUUUACCAUUCCAAAUAGAAUGAUUGAUGAGACUGAUUUACUCGAGGAACAUGGACGUUUCUUGUUGGCCAAUAUGAAUCAGACAUUUGAUCCGUGCGAGAACUUUUAUGAAUAUGCCUGUGGCAAUUGGAAGAACGACACUAUGGUUCCAUUAUUAGGUCGCAACAAUACACUAUUCUAUGCCAUGCAGGUCAAAGUAAAUGAGGUCAUUGUGGACUUUCUCAAGAAUACAACAAUUAUGGAUGAUAGAACAGCCGAGACAAAGGCGAAGAAGCAUUUUGGAGCGUGCAUGAAUAUGAGUGAGGAUCUAAGUCAGGGAUACCGAACUGUCUGGAGUUCCAUGAAGGAGCCAGUGCUGAAGGAAGGUGAAGCUCUCGACUGGAUGAUAUUGAACUUCUACUCGGAAUACGGCGUUACACCUUUGCUGCCACUGAGUAUCCAAUAUAAUUCGAGAAAUAUAAUAUUUGAAAUUGUAAUCGAGGAACCUAGCGCAUAUUUGACCUCAAGUUCAUUCAACUUCACAAAGAUGACGGAAGAUUUUAAGUUCGAAAACAAAGACGUAGUGGAAAAGGAGCUGGAAGAACUGAAGAUUUUCGAGAAGAAGUUAAUUGCAUCAGUGCCAGUGUCAAAUAUUUCAAAAGCUCAGUCUUUGGAAGAUUUUAUGGAUGCUCAUAAUUCAAGUGACAUUGAUUGGAAGAGAUUUUUUGAUUUGGCAUUCAAUGGAACAACAAAGAAUUCGUGGAAAAUCCAUGACAACAUAAUGAAUUUCACAAGCAUCAGCAAGUUUCUCAACAAGUCCGAUACAGGUGUUAUGUUUAGAUAUGCCAAGUGGAGGAAUAUUCUCAAGUUCUAUCGCCUUUGGAGUUUGGAAACUUCUGAAAAGACCCGCGAGAGUAAGUGUCGAGAGAUGACUGUCAAGUAUUUCAACUAUGCAUUUAUCCCGUGGUUCAUCGAGACCACCUUCGAUCAGGAGCGACGAACCGAUGCUCUGCUGAUAUCGAAACGUCUCAAGAACACCUUUUACUCGUUUAUCGAUCAAGCAACCUGGUUGGAUGGUGAAACCAAAUCGGGAGCGAAGUCUAAACUCCGAGCAAUGGAUUUAAUUAUCGGCUACACAGACGAUAUGCGACAUCGUUCGGAAAUGGACAAGGCUUUCAAAGAAGUCAUCAUCACAAAGGACUAUUGGGAAAAUCUCAUGAAUCUCGAAAGAAAUCGUGCGAGAGUUUACGUGAAAAUGAUUGGGAAGGCAUCGAUCAAUCCGAUUAUUGGGACUCAUGAAGUAAACGCCUACUACGCCGACUUCAUAAACCUUGUCUUUGUGGCAAUUGGGAUCUCUCAACUCCCUCUGUACCACAUCAAACUACCGAACUCGUUGAAGUUCGCUGGAAUCGGAAAUUUGAUUGGCCACGAAAUGGCUCAUGGAUUCGAUUCAGGGUGCUAUGAGUACGACUACGAUGGAAAGAAGCGAAACUGGUGGAGUCCUGAGUCCUUAAGGAAUUUCAAGGAACGCUACCAGUGCCUCGAAUCACAGUACAACAAGUUCAUUUACAACGGUAUGAGGACGAAUGGCAAUCGAACUUCGGGCGAUAACAUUGCUGACAACACAGGUCUGAGAAUAGCCUAUCAUUCCUAUCUGAGGUUGCUCGAGGAAAAGGGCACCACGGAAAGUGGGAAGGAUAAACCCCUUCCCGGAGUUGAUUUCACAAACAAACAACUAUUCUUCCUGAAGUUUGCUCAAACAUGGUGCGAUGGUCGAAGUCCGGAAGAUCGAAUGAAACGGAUGGCUACGGACGACCAUGCCUACGAUGAAUUUCGUGUUAUUGGAACGCUGAUGAAUAUGCCAGAGUUUAGUGAAGAAUUCAAUUGUGCUCUGGGGACAGAUAUGAAUCCGCUGAAAAAAUGUGUCAUAUGGUAAAUUUUGGGAAAUAAA
Eupeodes corollae is the source of this 2137-nucleotide messenger RNA. Its product is annotated as endothelin-converting enzyme 1. Bases 32 to 2122 code for a protein of 696 amino acids. Gene Ontology annotation, biological process: protein processing. Gene Ontology annotation, cellular component: plasma membrane. Gene Ontology annotation, molecular function: metalloendopeptidase activity. The transcript has a single exon. The record is from RefSeq and is a predicted model, not a curated record. NCBI's taxonomy places the organism in Eukaryota, Metazoa, Arthropoda, Insecta, Diptera, Syrphidae.